AUGAUUGAAAAUAUAGUAAAACCAGUAGAUGCUAAAAAGGCACUCAUCAACAUUACUCUUCUGGGCCCUCUAAUGGCGGGAAAGUCAUCUAUUGCUAAUCUAAUAGUUAAUAAUGUACCAAAAUCACACUAUUUACACACAGAAAACCCACAAUUGUUUUACUACAGCCUUCAGUCUAGUUCCAAUUCAGGAACUAGACAUAUUGAAAUAGAAGAUACAACUAUAGACAUAGAGUAUAACAAUUUUUAUUCCAUCAUUAAUUCCAAAAAAAGUUUGUUAUUUAAAAACUCAAUUUAUAAACCAAUAACAGAUAAAAGGGAUUAUUUUUUGGUUAUUUUUGACUGUAGUGAUGUGGAUUCUUGGAAAAAUGCAAAAUCGAUUUUUCUGGAUUUGAGAAAUCACAACCAAUCGUUACACUCUAGGGAUCCAUUUGUAGCCAUUGUGGCUCACAAAACAGAUUUAAAAUAUCCUGUAGGACUACUUAAUGAAGCACAAUCAUUUGCUAGUGCAAAUAAUGUAUACCUCUUUAAAACAUCCAUUUGGGAUCGGGAAGUUGUUAGGAAGAUGAUUAGACAACUUGUCUCACAGUUGGACUUUUAA
Messenger RNA from Babesia microti strain RI, 600 nucleotides. Its product is annotated as GTPase, putative. The record is from RefSeq and is a predicted model, not a curated record. NCBI's taxonomy places the organism in Eukaryota, Apicomplexa, Aconoidasida, Piroplasmida, Babesiidae. The transcript has 7 exons. Gene Ontology annotation, molecular function: GTP binding; GTPase activity. The coding region runs from base 1 to 600 and encodes 199 amino acids.